Messenger RNA from Physella acuta, 578 nucleotides. RefSeq lists its product as uncharacterized. Lineage: Eukaryota; Metazoa; Mollusca; Gastropoda; Physidae. The record is from RefSeq and is a predicted model, not a curated record.
GUCAUUGUGUGCGCUUUUGAUAUGAGUUUCACUAAUAAUCACGACUGCAGAAACUACUCAGAUAAUAAAUCUUGGACACAGUAUUGCAGGUAUGGCAAAGACGUCUUUAAACCCAAUGGCUGUAAAACAUGGAACGAAAUACCAAGAUGGAAAGAGUGCUACUGUAGGGACACUGAACCAAUGCAGUGGUACGCUACGAUAGACCCAAGAUAUUUUGAAAAGACUACAAUGAUAAUCCGAGCUAUUUAUGAUGGAUCGAUGUGGGGAUACCAAAGAAGGUUUCCAUUUCAGACUCACGACACGAUAUAUAUCAAGGAUCUUAUUGAUCGUGGACACAUUGUUUUGGAUUGGGAGAGAUCUACUAACAGAUCCAAAGCCUGGGCGUCGGAUCUUCUUCUGCAGUUGACCUUAGUGGUUCUGGCCCUCGGUAUCGUGGAUUUCUUCAAGUCUUAGACUGAGAUUCUGCUGACGGAUGUCCAGUAGGGUGUGGCCAGGAUUAAUAUCUGAACCAGGCAACUCUAUACACGCAUCAAAUAGAAUAGGAACAAUUUCUUGUUCAAAUAAAGCAUAUGUUAUUU